GAAUAAAAAAGAGGACUUCGGGUUUUAGGUUGAGACUCCUUCAUUUUCGAACAAAAGCAAGCAGUCCCUUACUCUUCCUCUCACUCACGACUGCCUGCUCCUCCACCCAAGCCCAGCCGCAGCUCCUCCCUGCUCCACCAGCACCGGAAGCCGCUCCACCCACGCUCAAAGCAGCAGCCCUGCAACUCACUCGCCCAAAACAGCUGCUGCUGCUGUAUUUUCGUGCACCCCCACCAGCAGCUACGGCUGCCUGCACCGCCACCAAGGCCCACUGCAAUGCCUUGUCCCUCCUGUGCCACCACCACUACAUUAAACACUUGUCUUCUCACCCCUCUUUUCUUAUUUCCCCAUUGUUUUCUGCAAAAGAGAUGGCGAAGAACUCCUCACAUUCAAAGAUUAUGACUGAUCUUACUUGUCCACACUGCGCUGGUCCUCUUUCAAAAGAGAUGGAAACUAGUCGUUGGACUGUGCCACCGCUAAUUAGAGACAGCUUUUCUAUGAUUGGUUCCGCUGUUGGUGGUACAACAAGUGCAUUCUACGCAUUUAAUUAUGUAAUGCCAACUGUUCGUAAGUGGGUGAAAGGGCCGAUGUGGUUACAUUUCCUUAUAGGAGCACCGCCAGUCAUAGUUUUCUCAUCUGCUUGUGCUGGAUUGGCAGGAGGUGCAGUUCCAGCUGUAGCUCAACUUGCAUCUUCAUCCUAUCAUGCUGCCACGUUAUCUCCAUCACAUCCUUCUCAGGACGAGAAGACACCCAAAUCGAGGACUUCCACAACGUUGUAGUAUACGCAGGAUUGCGGGAAGGAUGAAAAAGCUUCUAGCAUGAGUUGGGCGUCAAACACAUUCAGCAGGGUCGGGAAUUUUCUUUGAGCUGACCAUCUCUAAAGACGAUGCUCAUUUUUUGUCAGGUUUGUUAUUGUACUUUGUAGUAAUCAUGAGCCACCUUCUUACAUUUUGUGUAUGCAUAUUUCAAAGCUUGAGGAAGAAAGACACCCAGAAUCUCUAAAUCUUUUGGCUCGUUACUAAAUCAAGCGAGGGAAUUUUCGUAGCUUUUUAGUUGAUCCAAAACCCAAAGUUUUUGAGUGCCGGAAAUUCCAAGAAGGCCUUCGGUUCUACUAACGAAUGUUUUGGGAUUAUAUGGUUUUUUCGUUGUGCUAUAGAAGUGAUAUCGAAACAAAUAUUGUAUAUACUUGUUUUGAAAGGUGCUUGUCAAAAGUUAUUAAAUUCAGUGAUCAAUAUGAUUCAGAUUAAUCUCAGAAGUUCUUCAUAGUACAAUCACAAUUGGUCGAGUAGGGCUUUUAGUUUAGCUUGAUGCCUUACGAUGGUAACAGGAGUAUUUUCAGUAUGGCAAAUUAAAUCAUGCAUAUCUUAUUUAUAUAAAAUUAUAGGAAAAGUCAAUAAAAAACGUCAAGUGUUAUCACUAUCCGACCCUCAAAUCUCUUCUAAGUAGUAGCCAGAUGGGAGGGUGGGAGCCUCUUAAUGACUACUAGAUAAAAACCCGAUUUUUAAACUCGACUUACGAUUGUUUGCAUAAAAAUAUUAUUUUAAUGGUUACUAGAUGAAUUGUUGAUGAGUAUUAUUGUUGAUGAGUAUCAUCAAUGUUUACUUCACUCAAGUCCCUCUCAUGUUGGUUGUUCAAGAGAUUUUACUGAUAUUUUUCUUUUAUGAAUAUUCAAUGAUACUGAGAGGUAAGGAAUGAACAACUUGUCAAUUUGUAUUCUAAUCUUUUUCUCUUAAAUUGUGAUUAUGAAAUUUUGUAAAAAUGUGUUUGAUUAAAUUAAAGAGAGUAGUUUCUAAUUGGGGGUGUUAAUUAAUUAAUUUGUGUUUACCAGAAAGUAAUACUGAUACUUAUGCUAAAUAUAUAUAUUAAUUGACAAAAUUAACUCUACAUAUAUAGAAGUAUAAUGGAAAAAAUAGAUAAAGCAAUUACUUGGGGGAAUUUAUGCUUGUUAGGAUGUAGUCUCAUUAAUACCGAGCUAUAUAGCUCAAUAAACACAAAUCAAAAAAUGGUGAACUAAUUCUCUAUUGAGGUCGUCUCAUCGUGACACGACCUUAGUUGGAUCAGCUCAAAUUAUUAAAAAAAUUGCUUCUUGUACAAGUGGAUAUUUAAUUUUCAUUGUUUUUUUUACUAAUGGGUCUUUCGUAUGAACAUAUCUCAUGGUGAAACGAUCUCAUACAAGACAGACUGAAGAACCAUGAGCUUCUUGUUAUAAGGCUGUCUUAUUAAGAGACUGCCUCUCACAAAAGUAACUAAUAAUAAUGAAGUUGUCUCAACAUACAUGCAAAGUUGAGUGUUCAGUGCAACACCUAUAGUUAGAUUUGACAUUAUCAGUUAGAGGUUUGAAAUGGUAGGGUGAUUUUAUUUAUUACAUACAAAAAAUAAAUUAAUUUAUAAAAAAUUUAAUUAGUGUUUUAGAUAAUUUAUGUGUAAGUUUGAAAAUCAAUAUCCAAAUUGUUAUAUACCUUGUCAUCAAUGUCAAAUUGAGAAGAAAUAGGAAAAGAAAGGUUGAAAAUUCACAAUAUUUUUGGUGAUGGUCAAUUUAUUUAGGCCUUGUCUUUAAUUUUGUGGUUAUUUUGGCAAAUCAUCUAAUGGUAUUGUCCCUAUCAUGAUCAAUAUUUUUGUCACUCUUGAUAUAAACUAAAUACAAUCGUUUUUAAAGAAUUAUCUUUAUUGUUCCUUUUUAGUCGGUUAAAGUGAAUUUUUCGUUUUUUAUUUUUAGCUAUGAUAUAUCUACAAACUCUAAUUCUGAUUGAUUUACGCAUUAAAAUAUAUUAUCUUAUCACUUUUAUUCACUUAUCUUAAUUUUCACCAAAUUUAUUCUUAAACUACUUUUUUGAGACGACGAG
Molecule: messenger RNA, 2843 nt
Organism: Amaranthus tricolor (Joseph's coat)
Lineage: Eukaryota; Viridiplantae; Streptophyta; Magnoliopsida; Caryophyllales; Amaranthaceae
Exons: 7
Coding region: 369-779 (136 amino acids)
Source: RefSeq, a predicted model, not a curated record